AUGAACCAACCACCUAUUUCUGUAGAUUCAAGUUAAAUAAACCUAUUAAAAAAUUUGGAUGACAUUGAUGAUAUCUUCAAUGGAUUGGCAUAGGAUGAUGGAGCUUAAUUAGAUUAAGAUUUUGAAGAUUUUUUAGAAUGUUUUAGUGAUGAUGAAGAUUCAGAAGAGGAAUCGAAUUUCAGACCAUUUCCAAGUUUCAGAAAUGUAACUCCAUCAGUUUAAUUCUCAACUUUUGCUGAAUCGGAUUAAGUUAUCAAAAAAUAAACAGAGGAAAGACUGUUAUUAGCCCCUCCUGGAGAUCAUCAAUUUCCAGUUUAUGAUGAUUAAUAAUAGGAGGACUCAGUUGAUGAAGACGAUGAUCUAUCUGAUUUUUUUGAUAGCUUUGAUAUAAAUAACACUCAUUAAAAUAAGGAAGAUGAGGUCAAUUAUAUUGAAAUAAAAUAUUUUGAUGAGACUUACAAAAUUCCAAUCUUUACAGCUAAACUAUUUGAACCAGAAUAGCCUCUUGAGGAUAGAUUGCUAUUUGAGAAUACUGAAUUAGUUUUAUCUAAAACAGAAAUGCAUGAUUUUCAUAAACACUUAGAAAACAUUCUGACAAAAGAUCAGAAAAACUUCAAUGAUUUCACAUUCUCGGUCAUGAUUUUAAAAAUUUAAUCUGCCCUACUGGCUGAUCUUCUAAAAUCUUUUUUAAAAAUGAAAGAUUUUUAAUAAGUAUGGUUGGAUAUCUCUCCAUCAUUUAUCUGUUAAGAGAAAGUAACAUAAUUUGGAAGACAAUUAAAACAGUUUCAAGAAUCAGUCAAUUAUGUCAUUGACAGCAAUUCCAACAAGAUUACCAGUAGAAGAUUUUUUGAUAAAUAAAAGCCAGCUUACUUUCAAGAUAAAAAAAAAGAUAACAAAAAGAAAGAAUUGACAGAAGAAGAAAAAAUAUUGGAACUACAAUAAAUACCUUAUAAUUAGAACUUUAAUCCACAGUCUAGUUUAGUUUGCAUUCUAUUCUUUAAAGCUCAAGCUUUAUUUGAGUCAUGGUAACAAUUCUUGCAUUACAAAAAGAAUUCUGAAAAAUAUAAAGAAAUUUCUAAUAGAUUUGCUAGACUCUAUGGACACUGGAAAACAGUAAAACUAUUAAAAAAAUUUGCUAAAUUUACUCCAAGAACAAAAUAAAUAUAUAUUAAACCAUUAAAGGGAGAUGAAGCAUAAGAUUUGAAAGAAGAAAUAAAAUUUUACCAAAAUUUUUUAUAAAUGAAGACUUUAGGGAUAAUUAAUAAUUUGGCUAACUCACCAACCUUGAAUAUAAAUGGUGGUUAAUUGAAAAUAAAAUAAUUAAAUCAGAUAAGAGUACCUUAAAAAUAGAAAUAUAUUUCUUAAUAAUAUCUCAAAUAUACUUAGGAACUAUUUUGA
Molecule: messenger RNA, 1398 nt
Organism: Paramecium tetraurelia
Lineage: Eukaryota; Ciliophora; Oligohymenophorea; Peniculida; Parameciidae
Exons: 6
Source: RefSeq, a predicted model, not a curated record